AUGGAUUUGCUUGUCGUACUAGUUGUCCUCUUCGUACAUUUGCUCCAGGUAGCUGGUAGUGCAAUCCAAGCCAGGCAAAUCCCAGGACUACUUCUGAACAUUCACAUCAGUAACAUCACUGCCCACUUCACCGGAGCAUCUUUGUUGAACAAUCAAUUGAGCCGCGUUGAUUUCAAUAUCUCGCCAAUAGUACCCGGGCUAUCUAUACUCACGUCGGUUGCCAUCAAAAGCGUUACUUUGACGGCUGUUAGCGGCACUACAACAAUGUUCAAGGUAGAAAAAACCUUUGACCCCGCGGCUGAAGUGCCCCUCAAUGGCAGCAUCAACUCGGGGAUAAUGACCAACGUACCCCUCACUCAAGGUUCUGCGGCGACCUUGAGUGCUGUCAAUAGUGGUACCCUCACUGCCAACGGGCAAUUUGACACACUCGUAACGAUCAUUACGCAGCCACUCACUCUGCCGUUGCCUCUGACUACAGUAGACGUGCUCGUACCGACCGCGUGGUCUAUCAGUUUCUUCUAA
Molecule: messenger RNA, 522 nt
Organism: Pleurotus ostreatus (oyster mushroom)
Lineage: Eukaryota; Fungi; Basidiomycota; Agaricomycetes; Agaricales; Pleurotaceae
Exons: 6
Coding region: 1-522 (173 amino acids)
Source: RefSeq, a predicted model, not a curated record